GGCAGGAGCCCAGGUACCCCCCGGCCCUUCAACCCCACAUAAGACCAAUCGAACAACCCAUGGGACUGUAGGAUCUGUGACUACAGCAGGGAAUAUACACACACUGCCCCAUAAAGAAGAUUGCUGCAUACGGGUCAAGGAGCAAAGUCCUGUCAUAGGAGGAGUGGAGACAGGCAUUUACAGAGACUACACAGAGGCAAAAAGCCAGUGCCCAGAGGAAUCACUAACCAGAGCUAGUGCCAUGGACAUUGUGAUCCGAUUCCUGCAGCUGCUGGUGCUGCUCCUGACCCUGCCCCUACACCUCAUGGCCCUGCUGGGCUUCUGGCAGCACCUAUGUGAAACUUACUUCCCCUACCUGAUGGUCAAGCUGGCUGCCAGUACUAAUCGCAGGAUGGAGAGCAAGAAACGGGAGUUCUUCCACCAGAUAAAGAGACUUAUGGAAACCUCUGGGAAAGUAACCCUGUUGGAGCUGGGCUGUGGCACAGGUGCCAACUUCCAGUUCUACCCACCUGGCUGCAAGGUCACCUGCCUAGAUCCCAACCCCAACUUCAAGAAGUUCCUGGCAAAGAGCAUGGCGGAGAACAGGCACCUCCAGUAUGAGCAGUUCGUCGUGGCUUAUGGAGAGGACAUGAAACAGCUGGCCGAUGACUCCAUGGAUGUAGUGGUCUGCACACUAGUCCUGUGCUCUGUGCAGAACCCAAAGAAAGUCCUGCAAGAAGUCCAGAGAGUUCUGAGGCCGGGAGGGUUGCUGCUGUUCUGGGAGCAUGUGGCUGAGCCUCGUGGAACCUGGGCCCACAAGUGGCAGCAAGUUUUGGAGCCUACCUGGAAACAUAUCGGGAAUGGCUGUCGCCUCACCAGAGAGACAUGGAAGGACCUUGAGAAUGCGCAGUUCACUGAAGUCCAAAUGGAAUGGCAACCUCCUCCCCUCAAAUGGUUACCUGUUGGGCCUCACAUCAUGGGAAAGGCGAUCAAAUAAGCUUUUCCUCAAACCCUCACGACAGCCAUUCAUUCCUCCCCAGCCUCCCGUCACCAGCCAAGACUAUCUUCUACUGAAAGAAAUCUAGAAUACCGUAAGCCCUCUC
This is a messenger RNA of Dipodomys ordii (Ord's kangaroo rat), 1082 nucleotides long. It is a transcript of the gene Tmt1b, whose product is annotated as methyltransferase like 7B. The transcript is spliced from 2 exons. Bases 242 to 976 code for a protein of 244 amino acids. NCBI's taxonomy places the organism in Eukaryota, Metazoa, Chordata, Mammalia, Rodentia, Heteromyidae. The record is from RefSeq and is a predicted model, not a curated record. Gene Ontology annotation, molecular function: S-adenosylmethionine-dependent methyltransferase activity.